Molecule: messenger RNA, 3223 nt
Organism: Salvia hispanica
Lineage: Eukaryota; Viridiplantae; Streptophyta; Magnoliopsida; Lamiales; Lamiaceae
Gene: LUG
Product: transcriptional corepressor LEUNIG
Cellular component (GO): nucleus
Molecular function (GO): protein binding
Source: RefSeq, a predicted model, not a curated record
AAUCCCACCAACAAAGCUAAAUCCGAAAUAAAAAGAGAAUUUCUUCUUAGUUUUCUGCAAAACCGAACAGCUACAGCUACUUCCACUGCUGCUCUCUUCAAUUUCAUUUCAUUCCCCUAAAAAACAGCGAGAGAAUAUAAAGGGAAAAUAAAGAAAGAGAGAAGAAGAAGAGGGUUCUUCUUGUUUUCUUCUUCUUAUUUUGUUAUGGCGUUUAUAGAUGAUAGAGGAGGGAGAAAUUGAAGGAAAGAUUGUUUCCUGAGGAUCUGACAUUUGUGUCCUGCUCUACUGGGCUGCGGAAAAAUGUCUCAAACCAACUGGGAAGCUGAUAAAAUGUUGGAUGUCUAUAUUCACGAUUAUUUAGUGAAGAGGGAUUUGAAGAAGACUGCUCAGUCUUUCCAAACCGAAGGAAAAGUAUCAUCCGAUCCUGUUGCUAUCGAUGCUCCUGGUGGUUUUCUCUUCGAGUGGUGGUCUGUCUUUUGGGAUAUUUUUAUUGCCAGGACAAAUGAGAAGCAUUCUGAGGUUGCUGCAUCUUAUAUCGAGACUCAGUCAAUGAAGGUGAGGGAGCAACAGCAGCAGCAGCAGCCACCGCAGUCGCAACACCAACAUCAACAACAGCAGCAACUGCAGAUGCAGCAGCUUUUAUUGCAGAGGCAGGCUCAGCAACAGCAACAACAACAUCAGCAACAACAGCAACAACAACAGCAGCAACAGCAACAUCAGCAACAGCAACAUCAACAACAACAGCAGCAGCAGCAACAACAACAACAGCAGCAACAGCAGCAGCAACAACAACAGCAGCAGGCACAUCAGCAGCAGCAGCAGCAGCAGCAACGGCGUGAGGGUGGCCACCUUUUGAAUGGUUCGACUAAUGGGAUUGUUGGAAACGAUCCUCUAAUGAGGCAAAAUCCUGGCACUGCCAAUGCUUUGGCAACAAAGAUGUACGAAGAUAAAUUAAAGCUCCCUGUUCAGAGGGAUUCCUUGGACGAUGCAGCCUUAAAGCAAAGAUUUGGGGAUAAUGUAGGCCAGCUUUUGGAUCCUAACCAUGCUUCGAUCUUGAAGUCAGCUGCAGGAGCUGGCCAGCCGUCUGGGCAAAUGCUGCACAGUUCUGCAGGUGGAGUAUCUCCGCAAGUGCAAGCAAGAAGCCAGCAAUUUCCUGGGUCUGCACCGGAAAUCAAAACUGAAAUGAAUCCUAUGCUCAAUCAAAGAGGUGCUGGCUCUGAAGGCUCACUGAUUGGAAUCCCUGGGUCAAAUCAAGGUGGUAACAAUUUGACGUUGAAAGGAUGGCCUUUAACUGGUCUUGAUCAACUUCGUUCUGGUCUUCUCCAGCAGCCAAAGUCGUUUAUGCCGGGUCCUCAACCCUUUCAUCAACUACAGAUGCUGACACCUCAGCACCAGCAGCAGCUUAUGCUUGCACAGCAGACUCUGACUUCACCAUCCGCCAAUGAUGUAGAGAGCAGAAGGCUGAGGAUGCUACUGAAUAACCGAAGUAUGUCUAUGGGGAAAGAUGCGCUCUCUAAUUCAGUCGGAGAUGUAGUUCCUAAUAUUGGAUCCCCACUGCAAGCUGCGGUUUUGCCUCGCACAGACCCGGAGAUUUUGAUGAAGAUGAAGAUUGCACAAAUGCAACAACAGCAACAGCAGCAAAGCAAUAACCAAACGCUACAACAGCAACAUCCACAGCACAGUCUCUCGGGUCAGCAACCUCAGAGUUCUAAUCACAAUCUCCAGCAAGACAAAAUUAUGGGUGGCGGAAGUGUUACGGGUGAUGGUAGCAUGUCGAAUUCAUUCAGAGGGAAUGAUCAGGCUUCUAAAAACCAGACUGGAAGAAAACGAAAGCAGCCUGUGUCGUCUUCUGGACCUGCUAAUAGCUCAGGAACUGCAAACACGGCUGGUCCUUCUCCUAGUUCAGCUCCGUCGACGCCCUCUACUCAUACACCUGGGGAUGUGAUGUCAAUGCCUAAUAUGCCACACAACGGUAGUUCUUCGAAGCCUAUGAUGAUGUUUGGAUCUGAUAACACUGGUACCCUAACAUCACCAUCGAACCAGUUGUGGGACGAUAAAGAUCUCGGGCAAGCUGACAUGGAUCGUUUCGUGGAUGAUGUUGAAGACAAUGUAGAGUCUUUUUUAUCCCAUGACGAUGCCGACCCACGAGAUGCAGUUGGCCGUGGUAUGGAUGUUGGCAAAGGAUUUACAUUUGCUGAGGUCAGCUCUGUUCGUGCUAGUACAAGUAAAGUCGUGUGUUGCCACUUCUCAUCAGACGGGAAGUUACUUGCCAGUGGUGGUCAUGAUAAGAAGGCUGUUUUAUGGUUCACGGACACUUUGAAGCCAAAAACUACACUCGAGGAACACACUUCGCUUAUUACUGAUGUGCGCUUCAGCCCUAGCAUGGCCCGCCUCGCCACAUCAUCAUUCGACAAGACUGUCCGUGUCUGGGAUGUGGAAAAUCCUUCGUACUCUCUUCGGACCUUUACAGGGCAUUCAUCUGGUGUAAUGUCAUUGGACUUCCACCCGAACAAAGAAGAUCUCAUAUGCUCCUGCGAUGGUGAUGGCGAAAUAAGAUACUGGAGUAUCAAUAAUGGUAGCUGUGCACGAGUUUUCAAGGGUGGAACUUCCCAAGUAAGAUUCCAGCCCCGACUUGGACGGUAUCUUGCAGCCGCCGCUGAAAAUGUCGUGUCAAUACUGGAUGCAGAGACACAGGCCUGCCGGCAUUCAUUGAAGGGCCACACGAAACCUAUCCAUUCAGUCUGCUGGGACCCAUCAGGAGAACUCCUGGCAUCCGUAAGUGAGGAUUCCGUGAGGGUCUGGUCGAUGAGAUCCGGGAAAGAAGGGGAGUGUGCGCACGAGCUUAGCUGCAACGGCAACAAGUUCCACUCUUGCGUUUUCCAUCCCACCUACUCCUCGUUGCUCGUCAUUGGCUGUUAUCAGUCUCUAGAGCUAUGGAACAUGACUGAGAACAAGACGAUGACCCUCUCCGCCCACGAUGGGUUGAUCGCGUCGUUGGCCGUCUCCUCGGUGGCAGGCGUGGUUGCAUCGGCCAGCCACGACAAGAUUGUGAAGCUGUGGAAGUGAGAACCAGAAAUGCUUAGCUUUUGUGGAUGGAUGUAUUUUGUCUGAUUUUGUGAUUUUAUUUUGAAUUUUCUUUUCUUUUCUUGAUAGGUUGUUAUGGGAAACAAACUUGGUAGGUUUAGAACUAACUGUUAAUUUGUUAUGUUGCUUUUGCUACUCA